AUGAACGAUGACUGCAACAUCAGUCGAGAGGAGCUCAGCGAUUCGCUGGAGAAUCUCGAGAUGUGCGUGUCGGAAGAGAAGCUACGAGCGAUGAUCGGGAAGAUUGAAGCCGACGGGGACGCCCAGGUGGACGCCGAGGAGUUCGGCGCCCUAUAUGCGGUGGUGACGGCAGAUGGUGGAGGUGACAAGGGGGACGACGGUGAAGAGGACAUGCAGAAGGCGUUUAGGAUUUUCGAUUGGGGCGAGGAGGUGAAGAUGCCAGAGGAGUCAGAGUAUGAUCGUCGGGGUCAACUUUGGGGGCGACGGGAGGAUCAACUUGGACGACAGAUGAUGAAACUGCUGCCGAAGGGCUUUUUGGAGAGGACUAAGGGCAAGGGUUACGUGAUUAAGUCGUUGGCCUCACAGAGAGUGAUGCUGGAACACGGGGCGGUGGCCGGAUUGGUGACCCACUGCGGCCGGAGCUCCAUCCUGGAGGCUGUGACGUGUGGGAUGUUCGGAUGUAUCAUUGUGUCCUAG
This is a messenger RNA of Striga asiatica, 516 nucleotides long. The record is from the annotation of a GenBank genome assembly. NCBI's taxonomy places the organism in Eukaryota, Viridiplantae, Streptophyta, Magnoliopsida, Lamiales, Orobanchaceae.